AGUAUUUGGCUUCUCCCUUUGCUUACAUAGCCUAAAAUCUUUAUUGAAACGCGUGUACCGGCUAUGCUAUAGCUUGUAGCCGGUAUGGUUUUAUGAGUGAUUGCGCGAGAUCAACGAAUUAACGGUAAUAAUGGCACGCUCGGAAAAAAAUGAUAUCACUAUCAGGGAAAUGAUGGAUGACAGUGCAGCAACUGGAGUAAUUUUGAAAGCGAACGAACCAUGGCGAGAAGCUAAAACGAAGCUCUACUAUGACUUCUUGCAAAGUAUGCAGGCACACUUUUCUGAAACACAGAUUUUCGAUACGAUCGCAGAUUUCAUACAGAAUUGUGCGGACACAUUGGAUAUAAUGAGAGAUAUGCAAUCAAAAGUUGAGAAUACAGAAAUAGCUCAAGAGGAGAUUUCUUUGGAGAGCGAAAGAAAUACGUGGAGACUAAUAUAUUGUCUUUAUCAAAAUCGUAUAAGUAGUGCUGGCUUAGCUACUCAAAUGGAACAUGAUGGAAAUAUAAACAAUAAUUAUAUUUCUGAAAAGAAUGUUAUAGAAAAUUUGUAUAAAACUGAGAGCUAUAUUAGGGAAUAUCAAUUGAUUAUUGACUGGUUAGAGAAGAAUGCUCUAGAUCAAGCAGAUAGAUAUCCAUCUAUAGAACUUUUCACUGAUAAGACAGUGGCUUGGGAAAAUACAGUUCAUCAGUUGCAUAAUCAAAAUUUAGGAAUUGCAUUUAGUUCAUCUAGACCACUAGUAUCGUUUCUUGAUCCUGAUGCACCAAUACGAGAGGGUAGACAAUUACAUGAUCUAGAUAGAGAAGAUGAUGCCAGACUUGAAAAAAGAAUGUUUAUAGAGGUACGUUGUGGACGUCUUCAAAAAGCACAAGCAUUAGCUAUGCAUUGCGGUCAACUUUGGAGAGCUGCUUGUUUAUUGGGUUGGAUUCCUAAUCAUGAUCCAAAUUAUAAUAAUCCUUCAACAGAUACCAAAUUACCAAUUGAAGGGAAUCCCAAUAGGAGUCUUUGGAAGAUGUGUGCUUGGGAAUUGUCUCAAGAUAAACGCAUAGGUAUAUUUUAUCGCGCUAUAUACGCGAGUCUUUGUGGCAAUGUCCAACUACUACUGCAGAUAGCAUCAUCUUGGCAAGAUGCAUUAUGGGCAUAUAUGAAGACUCUUUUAGACAUCAAAGUCGAGUCAGCACUAAGAUUAAUGAUGCUGAAAAUGUAUACUACUAUGCCGGAAGAAUAUUGGAAAAAUGAAAUCUCAUUAGAGGACGCAUUCAAAGAAUUGCAUGCGUCAAAAAAUCCAAUAAUACGUGCCCAAUCUAAUAAACCUGAUCAUUUAAUACAAAAAUAUAUAAUAUUAGAUCAGAUACCAAAACUGAUGGAGGAAAUUGAAACUAUGAUUGAUGUCGGCGUUUGCGAUUCGCAGUUCCUCAGAUUUCUGGCACAUCUAAUACUGUUCUUCAGACAGAUCGGGAGAAGUACAAAAGAUAAAGUAGAGGACAAAGUAUUAUUGGCGUAUGUUCGUGUUCUUAUAGAAAUAGGCGACUCGACUUUAAUAGCGUUUUAUACAGCUACAUUGCCUCAAGAAGAACAAAUAACCAACUAUGCUCGUUAUUUAGAGAGUGUUAAAGAAUAUGAACAGCGCAAGAGAUGUUUACGCGCGGCAGAGGAUGCAAACUUAAAUGUAGAAGCGAUCACGAAAUUAGUAGUGGAAAAUAUACGUAAGAAAAACAUGGAAUCCGAUCCAAUGGAUCUGAAAGGAACUAUAACCGACGCAGAUAUGGAAAAGAUUAAUGCAUUAGAUUGGUUGAUUUUCUAUCAGAAUCAGAGAGAAGAAGCUUUACGGCAAACAAAUGCGCUCAUAAGAUAUUUUCUAACUAAAGAGAAACUUGAUGCGGCGCGAAAAGCAUUUAAUAAGAUCCCGUCAGAUUCAAUUGAAUCGGUUAUGGCCGAAUACUCGGAUAUGGAAUGCACACUUGCAAAUCUUACAAUAACUAAUAAUCUGUCCAAACAAGCGGCUGCCUCGAUAAGAGAAUACCUCUGUUAUAAGACAUAUCUUGAUGCUCAGGAAGGUUUCGAUGAAUGGUUCUCUCACUAUCAUCAUGGCAAACCUGUGCCACCAGAGGAAUUGUCGACAUAUGCCACCUUCACGGAAAAAGUCGCGUAUGAUCAUAGAAAGGCACAAUACAAUACAGAAUUGGAAAGGUGGAAAUCUACGAUGCAGCAUCAUACAAAGGCUGUGAAACAAUUAUUAUUUAAUGUUCUCUUGUUCCCUGAUGGUGGUUGGCUCGUCGAUUCCAAGAACAGCAACGGUGAACCGUGCACGUCUGAAAAUGAGCUUAGGGAACAUCAAUUGGAGAAGCUGCGUGAGCUUUGUAUUCCUAAAGUUACGCUUUUACUACAUUCGGUUAUGUCUGAAAUGAACGAGCACGACGGUUGUAUUCAACUAGCAGAUAUACUGGCUUCCGAGCAACAUCAACUUUAUAAAGUAUUCUCAAAAGGAAGAUUACGCGAAAUAUUCAAAAAAAUCUGCGAAUCUUCUCUCGUUCUAAUGGAUCAAAAGAAAGAUCCUUGGGGAUAUCCAAAAUAGAUUUUAAAUAUAUAAUUUGUAGUUUUAAAUACAUAUAUUGUUUAUAGUAUAUAUACUAUAUGAAAAAAAAUGUAUAUGUACAUGAUACGUUAUUUAUAUUACAGAACAUUUUUUAUAGCCAUCGCGCAUUAAACAGAUAUUAAAUGCA
Camponotus floridanus (Florida carpenter ant) is the source of this 2720-nucleotide messenger RNA. It is a transcript of the gene Nup107, whose product is annotated as nuclear pore complex protein Nup107. The transcript has 7 exons. Gene Ontology annotation, molecular function: structural constituent of nuclear pore. Lineage: Eukaryota; Metazoa; Arthropoda; Insecta; Hymenoptera; Formicidae. Bases 131 to 2572 code for a protein of 813 amino acids. Gene Ontology annotation, cellular component: nuclear pore; nuclear pore outer ring. The record is from RefSeq and is a predicted model, not a curated record. Gene Ontology annotation, biological process: mRNA export from nucleus; protein import into nucleus; post-transcriptional tethering of RNA polymerase II gene DNA at nuclear periphery.